This is a messenger RNA of Pneumocystis murina B123, 2824 nucleotides long. RefSeq lists its product as hypothetical. Gene Ontology annotation, cellular component: mitochondrial outer membrane. The record is from RefSeq and is a predicted model, not a curated record. The transcript has 4 exons. NCBI's taxonomy places the organism in Eukaryota, Fungi, Ascomycota, Pneumocystomycetes, Pneumocystales, Pneumocystaceae. Gene Ontology annotation, molecular function: ATP hydrolysis activity; ATP binding. Bases 29 to 2824 code for a protein of 931 amino acids.
UCAAAUAUAAAAAUUUAAGAAGAAUUAGAUGAUAAACAGCGCAAAAAUGAAAAGAUUAAGCUAUACAAGGUGUUAUUUGUGUUUUUUUCUCUUUUCAAAAUUCGAAAAACCAAGGAUUUAUGAGUUUUAUGAAUUAAAAUAUAAAUACAAGAGUAGUUUAACAAGAUUUUCAACAUAUUCAAGAGUUUUACAAUCAAAUCCAAAGAAAUCAGAUGUUUCUGACUCUUUAAAAUCAGAAAUAGAAGCUUAUGAAAACUUCCAUAAGGGAGAAAGUGAUAAUUUAUCAUUAAAACGUCCAGCAUCACUCCUGGGAACAUUUUCCAAAAAUAGAAGAAGAGCAACUCAUAGAGAGCGUAGAUCUGGAGUCGCUGUUAGAUAUUCCUAUGAGCCAGAAAUCCCGGAUUGGUUUUUAGAAAAAAAUGUUUUUUUAUAUGGAUCUAUUAAGUCAAAAAAAACAGAAUUUAAGUUAAACAACAAUUUUUCUGAUCCAGAUUUAUAUAAUAUAAAUGUUCUUGAAGAUACCUUUGCAGUUACUAAAAAUCUAAUUCUUGAAUUAAUUUCUCAUUUGAAUACGUCAUUUAUUCUUAAUCCUGAGAAAAAAAAUGAAAAUAAUUCUUCUAGAAAAGCAAAUCUUAUGUUAACAUGUCCUAUAAAAGGAUCUAUUUAUUUUUUGGAUGCUAUAGUUCAUGAAAUUUCAAAUUUACUUGAAGCAGAUCUUAUAAAAAUAAGUCCUCAAGAUUUAGAGGAUUUAGUAGGCGAUAUUUUUGAAGAGGAUCGCAUUGGGAUAUUUAACUCAAAAACUUUUGGAAACCUUUCUUUUGCAGGUCAAAAUAAAAAACUAUUAAUUCAAGAGAAUGAAGAAAUCGAUGAGGAAGAUGAAGAGACUGAAGGAGAUGAUGAUAUAUCAGGGGUAAAUUUAAAUCAUAGUGUGGGAAAAAAAAUUGUUUUGGGACCAGUUCUUCAAAUUCUUACAGCCUCUUUACCAAAAAGUCCAAAUAAUACAGGAUUUCAAGAUAUAAAUAAGACAUUAAAGCCUACUCAGAACAAUAUAGGAUUUCAUGGAAAGCUUUCUUUAAUUUUAUCAAAGCUAUCAAUUUCGAAUCUAGAAAAACAAAAAAAACUUUUUUCAUCGACUUUAUCUACAGAAAAAACAAAUACAUUUUCUCAAAACAAAACCAUUAUUUAUGUUCAAGAAUACUCUUCAUUAAUUAAUAGCAUUUCUGGAAACUAUGUUUUAAAAAUCUUACGAGAAGCAAUUCAUGCUAGACGUAAAAAGGGUGAAAAUAUUGUUAUUAUAGCAGGCUCUCAUAAAGAAAAUAUUGAACAUCCAAAUAGUGUAUUAUGUGAUGAUAUACUUUUGACAAUUGAUCAAUUUUAUCGAAAUAUAUUUAUAGUCCCAGUAGUGAAAUCAAAAAAUCAAGAUAAUUUAAAUAUAGAUGAAACAUUUAUUAAGCACAAAGCUAGGCGUAUUAAAGAAAUAAAUAUAAGACAUCUAAAUUCCCUUUUAAGACGACGAUGCGGAAUUAAAUUUGAAUUAGAUAUUUCUAAAUUUCUUGACAGCGAUUCAGAACUUUUUCCUAACAUACAAGACGAAAUAUGGUCAUUUGAUUUUAUACAUAGAAUAAUUUCUAUUGCUAUAGGUCUCUAUAAAAAUUCUAAAGAUAAACAAGAAACAAUAUCUCUUGAUAUAUUAGAUCUAUCUAAUGCAAUGAAAUUAAUUAAAGAAAAUGAUGAACUAAAAGAAUCAUGGAAAGCCACACUAAAAUAUCAGCAAGAAAAGUGGAAACAAAGACAAUUUGAAGAUAAGAAGGAAGAAAAAUUUAUCAAUUUUAACAACUUAGAUUGCAACAAAUAUGAAAAAAGAUUACUUCCAGGUGUUGUUAAUCCAGAAAUGAUCACUGUUGGGUUUGAAUCUGUUAGAGUUCCAUCUUCUACUAAGAAUAUUCUUCAAACACUUAUUUCUUUACCUCUUAAAGAACCAGAUGCUUUUAAUUUUGGAGUUUUGUCUCAUAAUAGAAUAUCAGGAGUUCUUCUUUUUGGCCCACCUGGAAGUGGUAAAACAUUGUUAGCAAAAGCUAUUGCAAAGGACUGUGGUGCAAGGGUUUUAGAAAUUAAAGGAAGUGAAAUCUUUAACAUGUAUGUCGGAGAAGGAGAAAAAAAUGUUAAAGCUAUUUUUUCUUUAGCACGGAAAUUAAAUCCUUGUGUAGUUUUUAUUGAUGAAGUAGAUGCUAUAUUUGCUUCAAGAAAAUCAGAUUAUAAUAAUCCAUCACAUAGAGAAGUAAUUAACCAAUUCAUGUCAGAAUGGGAUGGAUUAGUUAGUCAAAAUUCAGGAGUUAUCAUUAUGGGUGCUACAAAUAGGCCUUUUGAUUUAGAUGAAGCCAUAAUAAGAAGAAUGCCCAAAAGAAUUUUAGUUGAUCUUCCAACAGAAGAAGAUAGGAAAGAAAUCCUGAAGAUUCACCUUAAAGAUGAAACAUUGGCUAAAGAUGUUGAUUUUGACGAACUAUCUCAAAAAACCGUUUUUUUUUCAGGAUCAGAUUUAAAAAAUCUUUGUGUUUCAGCAGCACUUGAAUCAAUAAAUGAAAAUUUGCAAAACAACAAUUCUAAAAAACCCUAUUCAAGAAUUUUAAAAAAAUCACAUUUUGAAAAAGCUUUAAAUGAAAUCACUAGCAGUAUAAGUGAUGAUAUGAGUAGUUUAAUUGAAUUAAGAAAAUGGGAUGAAAAAUAUGGAAAGAAAAAAAAUAUAAUUAGGAAAACAUGGGGUUUUGGAGAUAUUAAUGUUUCAGAUUCAUUGAAAGGACGUGUUCGUAAACCUGAUAAUUUGUAA